UUGGGCUUCCUAAAAACAGCUGGUUGGCCACUGUGCGAACAGAACACUGGACUGGGUGGGCCUUUGGUCUGAUCCAGCAUGGCUCUUAUGUUCGUAUCCUGGGGAACUGGUGUGCCUCAAGAAACCAUACCCAAGGCAAUUGCUAUCAAGAAAUACAGUUUUCAUUCAUUGGUAAGUUCUUAAAAUAUGUGUAACCAAGACCCGGUUUUGCUUGCACAACACCGCUCUCAAGUUGGGUCUAGGAGUACUGUGCCAGCAGACAAGGAGGCUUUGCAGGACCUUCGACAAACACCCCAUUUGCAGCUGAUCAACCACCUGACCAGGCAAUUGCUUCUGCGGCAUCAUAGUGGUGGGAGAUGCUGGUCGUGGCCCUGCACAUCUGCAAAGUCCUCCUCUGCCGCACCAUCUAGGUGUGUACCUUUUUCAAGGAGAGAGGUGCAUCCAAGAACUCAAGGUGGAUGGCAUCAACAGGCAAGGAUAGCGAGCAUGGAGUUGACUGCUGUAGCAGUUCAGCAGUGUGUGUGUGUACGAACUGGAACUGUCCAAGUCUUCCGAUGCUGAAGGUUUAAAGUGGCAUACAGAGUCCUAGCACUGAGCGUCCAGCUCUGAGAAGCUACUGCAACAUCCAGUGUCCGAGCACUGGGAAUCUGAUGAGCUGCAGCAGAUUUCCAAGCACUGGGGGCCCACCAGUGAAUUGAUGAUGCUUCACAACUGCUUCCUUGCAAGAGAUCUCACCAUGAGGACAUUCUGGUUUCCAUAGUAGAGGGAUCCUGGAUUCCUGCAGCUAAUGAAGUGCCUUGUUCCCAAAUGGAAGGUGCCACGUAGGGCCUAUUAUGCUUCUACUGGCAUUGCAGUUCUUGCGGAUAUCAUGGGCACUGCCAUCGGAGAACGCUUGAAGCAAUGUUUUGGGGGAGCAGUUCAUCUGACUGCAGAAGUUUGGUCUAGGCAGGCUGAAGAUUACAUGUCUGAGACUGCUGAUUGGGUGACAUGACAGCUUGAAGAGGACUCAGCUGAGAUAAAAGGCUGUGCUGGGCAUGUAUAGCCUUGGGUGGGCUCAUACUGCUGAGAAGGCCACCCUCAAACUUACAGAGGUAAUUGAGGAUUGGCUGUCAAUCUUAGACCUAAGGGUAGACUGUAACACCAUGGAAAAUGCAUGGAGCAUUGUGAAAGGUCUUAACAAUGGUGAGCUUCAACUGUGCAUGGUGUAUUGUCUCAGCCUUGUCAUCAUGGGGCAGCCCUCUCGACAAUUGACAGUGAGGUGGGGUAAAACCUGAAUGCUGCACAGGUGUCAGUAAUGACUAUUGUGCCUUGAACAAGAUUGCUAUCCGUGACAACAGACUGUUUGUGAUAACCUUUGUAAGUUCUAUGCCUGAGAGGAACUGAAAAACGCUCCGUGUCAUCAUAAGGUGCCCUUAAAAUGCAUUGUAAAGGACAUGGGUAUAUUCUGGGACGAGACAUUCCACAAACUGGAGCACCUGUACAAGCAGCAGCAGGCUGUGAGGGAGAUCACGGCAAACUUGUGUGAACGUUGCCUCAGCCCGACACAGUGGGCCUUGUUGAUGGACUUUGGUGAAUAUACUGCAGUCCUGUGUGGAACCAUUGCUGCGUUUCAGCACGGACAGUGCUAUGUAAGGUGUGGCCUAUGCUGUGCUCUAUGGAGAAGAUACUUGAAAGCCACAGUGAGAGUGCUGCUUUUCCAGCCAGUUUCGGUCAAAUUUCUGUACCAGCAAGUUUUUGGAAACAGUGAGGAACGAUGGGCCACCAUCUUCUUGGAUCCUCAGUAUUUCUGAUCUGAAAAUAUUGGAAUGGGGGCAGUGACCUUUGAAGAUGUGGCUGUGUAUUUUACCAAGGAGCAGUGGGCUUUGCUGGACAUUGAUCAGAGAACCUUGUACAGGGAAGUCAUGCUGGAAAAUUAUGAAAAUGUAACCACGUUGGCAGGAGUUCCUGUCCUGAAACCUGAUCUCAUUUCCCAUCUGGAACAAGGGAAGGAGCCGUGGGUGCCGGAUUCUCAGGGCUUGAAUGGAAGGAGAAUUUUUGAUGUCACCUCAGAUAACCUUAGGAAGAAGCACUUGUGCACUGUGUGCGGAAAACGCUUUACUCAGAAACCGAACCUUAAUAGACACUUGAGAAUCCACACAGGAGAAAAGCCUUAUAAAUGCUUGGAAUGUGGCAAGUGUUUUGGUUGUCAGUCUCACCUUGUGAGUCACCAGAUUGUCCACACUGGAGAGAAACCCUACAAAUGCCUGGUGUGCGAUAAAUACUUUGCUCGCAAAGCACACCUUGCAAGACACCAGGGAAUCUAUGCAGGAGAGACACCGUAUAAAUGCCCAGAAUGUGGGAAGUGUUUUGCGUGCCAGUCUCAGCUGGUGAUCCACCAGAGAUACCACACGGGAGAGAAGCCGUAUAAAUGUGUGGACUGUGGCAAAUGUUUUGCUGACCCUUCAGCCCUUGUGAGUCACAAAAGAAUCCACGCAGCAGAUAGAUCUCAUAAAUGCACUGAGUGUGGGAAGAGCUUUGUUCAGCAGUCUCACCUUGUAAAGCACCAGCGAGUCCAUACGGGAGAGAAACCAUAUAAAUGCACCGAGUGUGGGAAGUGUUUUGCAGACCGUUCGGUCUUUGCAAAACACCAAAGAGUCCACACUGGCGAGAGGCCUUAUAAAUGCUUGGAAUGUGGGAAAUCUUUUGCUCGCCAAGAGCACCUUGGAAGCCACCGAAGAGUCCAUACUGGGGAAAAACCCUAUAAAUGUUUAGUGUGUGGGAAAUGUUUUGCCCGCCAGUCACAUGUUGUAAGCCACCAGAGGGUUCAUACGGGAGAGAAACCUUGCAAGUGCUUGGAGUGUGGCAAAUGCUUUUCUGAGCGCUCGACCUUUGUGAGGCACCAGAGAAUCCACACAGGAGAGAAACCGUAUCGGUGUUUGGAUUGUGAGAAAUGUUUUGCUUCCCCUUCACACCUUGCGAGGCAUCACAGACGACACACCGGAGAGAAACCUCACCGUUGCUUGGAGUGUGGGAAAGGGUUUGCUGAUCGUUCAGCCUUUGUGAAGCACCAGCGAGUCCACACUGGAGAGAAACCCUAUAAAUGCACAGAGUGUGGGAGAUGCUUUGCUAACCGGACACACUUGGUAACCCACCAGCGAGUCCACACGGGAGAGAAACCUUACGCCUGCUUGGAGUGUGGGAAAAGGUUCAGCGCAAAUAGAAGCUUAAUUCAACAUCAAAGACAACAUAUAACCUAUCCUCUGGCUCAGUGUAUGGAAAACAUCUUACUACGAAAUAAAGCCCUAUGUGACGUUGCAGGAACUGGGCGGGAAAGGAAGUUGUAUGAAUGGCUAGCAUCUGGGAAGUGGCUCAACUCCCAAGGAAGCCUUGUUCGUAAUGAAGAUUUCCACGCGGAAGGGAAAUCCUUAACGAUGCCUUGAUCACCUCCAAGCAGUCAUUCGUCAAAAUUCUUGACUUGUGUUACUUCAUGUUCCAAGGUGUGGCAAUGUUGCAGCAAGACUGGAUUACUGGUGAUCGGAAUAAAUGGCGCUGAAGCCCAAAAGAAUUUUCACCAGAUUUUAAAGUGGGUUACAAAUCCCAGCAUAUGGAUUCUUAAUUUAAAAUCUGACUUCAACAUAGAGGACAUUUUGAGUACUUUAGAACUGCUAGGCUGGGAGGGGGUUAUUUGGUCUCAAAAUUUCUGUGUCACCAAAAAAAUACUGACAUACCACAUACCAUUGCAUGUCAGCUACUGUAGAUACAAAAUAAGUUAUGCAUGAUGAUUAUCAAAUCCUGUAUACCAUUCCAUUUCAGCUAUCCAGCAUGUCAAAUACUAACUGCUAUUGCAUGUCAAUCAUUAAAUAAUAAUACCUUUGCGUGUCAGCUUUCAAAUAGGCCUAAAUGCUAUUGCAUGCCAUCUGUCAAGUCUUAAUACUGUUGCAUGUUGGCUAACACAUACAGUCAAAUACUAAAAUAUUGCAUGUCAAUUAUCCAAUACUAAGAACUUCUGCUUGUCCAUCACAAAAAUAAGACAUAUCACUAGUUUGAGAACCAGUGUUCUUUAACAGUUAGUGUUAGAUUAGAACCAUGGAGUCCACAGGCUACUGUGGAAGCUCAGUCACUGAUGUUGGGCCAACCAGAGACUCGGCUCACUGCUUCACUCGGUUGUUGUGAGGAUAAAAAUGGGGAGAGCAAAACCAUGCAAAUAUCUCUGAGCUCCUUUGAGGAAGAAAGAGAUAACAAUAUAAUAGAUACCAGUAUGGUAUAGUGGUUAAGAGUGCGGGACUCUAAUCUGGAGAUCCGGGUUUGAUUCCCCACUCCUCCACUUAAAGCCAGCGGGGUGACCUUGGGCGAGUCAGUUUCUAGGAGCUCUCUCAGCCCCACCCACCUCACAGGGUGUUUUGUUGUGGGGAUAAUAACAUACUUUGUAAACCACUCUGAGAAGGUCUUAAGUUGUCCUGAAGGGCGGUAUAUAAAUCAAAUAAUAUUAUUACAUUUUUAUUGUCUUUAGUUUGUGGAAGAGAGUGGGUAAUAGAGCAGUUAUAAUUAUGAUGUCUCUUCUGUGGGUAGUUGGGAUGUAGGAACAUAACUAAUCUAAACACAUUUUGAAAAUCCACCUCUCAAAGAACACUGUGGAAAGCAAUUGUCUGGGGGAUGUGUAGCAGGAGAUGCAUUCAGAAUAGGCAGGCCAGUUUUGAUACCCUAUGUUGUUAACAGGGUUACAAUCUUAACACUUUUACUGCCGAUUAAGCCCUAUUCAGACUGGUAGAAUUUAAUUUUCCAGAAACAAGCAAUAGGAUUAAUGUUAGUAGAUUAGUCAACUAAAAUGGGGGUUGCACCUCUGUGAACAAUGGUGAUGUGUGUUACAUAUUCCCAUGAAGAUUGUUCAGGAAUUUUUAUUCAUUUCAUAUCCUCUUGGUUACAUGCUGGAGUAAUUCCAGUCCUAUUUUCCUACAUCAAGAAUCAUAUGCUGCUGAAGAUGUGGCUAAAAUAUUAAUCCCUCACUUUCAGUGCUGAGGUGUUGUGAUGUUUUAGCCCACCCAUGGGGGAGCAUUCCUUUUAAAAUAGUCACAUGGUAACUAAGUCUUUCUAUUUCCAAGCAGUGCUUUAACCAUUAAACCGCAGGGCUGGAUUGAAAUGGCUGUUCUCUCUUACAGGCUAACAACCCUCUGAAGAGAAAUCAGGAUUUUUUUUUUAAUUCCAGGUGUCAGAUGAAAACCAUGUGUCCUAGCCAACAAUCACUCAGUGUUGUUAUUUUAAGAUUUUUAUUUAAAACCAUUCUAAUAAAUUUUGAAAUGAUCAAAUAUACAAGCAUCAUGAAGAAAUAGUGAGUUGGGCUGAUGGGGUGGUUCCCCUUGCCCCAUCCUUAAGGAAUUUGGGGGGAGCUGAAGGGCACGCAUCUGGACUGGCUGUUGAAGGCAUCAAUCACCCUGCGGGGCGGGACCACUGGAAUACACCCCCUGCCACUGUGGUGCUCAGCAGGUGUGCUGGGGAAAUGUGCCAUCAAAUGGCAAGGGGCCUUUCAGUGCAGUGGAUCUGUUGCCCUAUUACUUGCCAGUGCUCUAGUGGCGGUAAUCAGUAAAGUUGUCGUCUGUGUCCUUCCUUCCAUAUGG
This is a messenger RNA of Eublepharis macularius, 5591 nucleotides long. RefSeq names its product zinc finger protein OZF-like. The record is from RefSeq and is a predicted model, not a curated record. The transcript is spliced from 7 exons. Bases 1806 to 3419 code for a protein of 537 amino acids. Gene Ontology annotation, biological process: regulation of transcription by RNA polymerase II. Lineage: Eukaryota; Metazoa; Chordata; Lepidosauria; Squamata; Eublepharidae. Gene Ontology annotation, molecular function: DNA-binding transcription factor activity; RNA polymerase II cis-regulatory region sequence-specific DNA binding.